Molecule: messenger RNA, 2048 nt
Organism: Trifolium pratense (red clover)
Lineage: Eukaryota; Viridiplantae; Streptophyta; Magnoliopsida; Fabales; Fabaceae
Product: bZIP transcription factor 16-like
Exons: 14
Coding region: 506-1720 (404 amino acids)
Biological process (GO): regulation of DNA-templated transcription
Cellular component (GO): nucleus
Molecular function (GO): sequence-specific DNA binding; DNA-binding transcription factor activity
Source: RefSeq, a predicted model, not a curated record
UUCGCAUCCUGUGCAAAAUUGGGAACGAAAAUCUCACUGGAUAGUAACUCCGUACGACGACCCACACGAGUUCCUCACCGCCAACAACUUCCAAAGCCAAACAAACAAACAUUAACAUUAAAUCACAAACCCUAAUUUUUUGAUCUGUCCCCAAUUUUUUUACAAAAUUUCCCAACUAAAAUCCCCAAUUAACCUUCUUCCUUCUCUCAAUUUCCAUUUUCAUUGCCAAUUUUGAUCCCCAACUGCAUAUUUAUUGCCUCUCUUGUUUUCUUUCAUCAUACUCGCCAGAUCAAGCUUUGAUUUUUGCUUCUUCAUCAGCUCUGAAGGAUCCCCAAUAUCUUUUUGAGUGUUGAAUUUGCCAAGUUGGGUUUGGAGAAUGGAGAUAACAUAGAGCAACAUCAAAAUUGAGCAACAUCAAAGUUGGGUUUGCAUUGAUUGGGAGGGAAAUUAGGGUGAAUGGUUAAGUAUUUACUUUUGUAACUCACUGAUAUAUAUUUAUAUAAGUAUGGGCAACAGUGAGAUGGAUAAAACCACCAAAGAGAAGGAGUCGAAGACGCCUCCACCAAUAUCACAGGAGCAGCCUUCGACCACCACCACCACCGGUGCAAUUAAUAAUGACUGGGCCAGCUUUCAGGCAUAUUCUCCUAUGCCUCCACAUGGAUUCAUGGCAUCAAGUCCCCAAGCUCACCCUUAUAUGUGGGGUGUCCAGCACAUUAUGCCUCCUUAUGGUACUCCAGCACAUCCCUAUGUUGCAAUGUAUCCCCAUGGUGGCAUAUAUGCCCAUCCAUCCAUGCCUCCGGGAUCUUAUCCAUACAAUCCUUAUACCAUGCCUACUCCAAACGGUGUUGCUGAAGCUUCUGGAAACACUCCUGCCAGCAUGGAAACUGAUGGUAAGCCUCCUGAGGUGAAGGAAAAAUUGCCAAUCAAAAGAUCAAAAGGAAGUUUGGGUAGUUUGAACAUGAUUACAGGGAAAAAUAAUGAACAUGGUAAAACAACGGGGACAUCUGCUAAUGGAAUUCAUUCAAAGAGUGGUGGUGAAAGUGGAAGUUUUGAAGGUACUAGUGAAGGAAGUGAUGCAAAUUCUCAGAAUGACUCUCAAUUGAAAUCCGGGGACAGGCGGGAUUCUUUUGAAGGUGAACCGUCUCAAAAUGGCAGUUCAGCGCAUACUUCACAAAAUGGAGGACUUAAUGCACCUCAUACAGUAGUUAAUCAAAGUAUGCCUGUCCUUCCUAUCUCUGCGAGUGGUGCUCCUGGAGCUGUUGCUGGUCCCGCAACAAACUUAAAUAUAGGAAUGGAUUAUUGGGGCACGCCGACUUCAUCCAACAUUCCUGCUCUCCGUGGAAAGGUUCCGUCUACUACAGUUGCGGGAGGGGUGGUUACUGGUGGAUCACGGGAUAGUGUCCAAUCACAACUUUGGCUACAGGAUGAAAGAGAGCUUAAAAGACAAAGGCGGAAACAGUCAAAUAGGGAAUCUGCUCGGAGAUCCAGGCUGCGCAAGCAGGCUGAGUGCGAUGAGCUAGCUCAGCGUGCUGAUGUUUUGAAAGAAGAAAAUGCUUCCCUCCGACUAGAAGUAAGUCGCAUUAGAAGCGAUUAUGAGCAGCUACUUUCCGAGAAUGCAGCCCUCAAGGAGAGACUCGGGGAACAACCUGGAAGCGAUCAACACGUGCGUAAUGACACUCAACAGAGUGGUCAAACAGAGGAUGUGCAGGGUGGUCAUUAGGAUCAUAUGCUGCAUUUCAGAAAUAUAACCUAACUCAAUAGCAAGAGCGCGAUCUUGUUUUGGAUAUAGCUUGUAGUUCAAAUUGUAUUAAAGCUGACCUUUUAUAGUCUUAAAAUCUCUCAUUACUAAUUUGGCUUUUACUCUUAACCCAUUCAAAACAACAUGGAUCAUAGUGUGUGAAUUGUAUCUUAGUGUCCCUAGUAAGUAUAAGUAUUAUAGUCAAUGAAACUGGGUGUUAUCCAUUAUAUUAUAUGAUUUCUGUAUGAAUAAUUUAUCGGGAAAAUAAUGAAAAGAAGAAAUAUAUGUUUCGUACACUUUCCUUUUUUGA